Messenger RNA from Penicillium mononematosum, 2327 nucleotides. RefSeq names its product putative cell division control protein (Cdc5) (gene cef1). Gene Ontology annotation, biological process: mRNA splicing, via spliceosome. NCBI's taxonomy places the organism in Eukaryota, Fungi, Ascomycota, Eurotiomycetes, Eurotiales, Aspergillaceae. The record is from RefSeq and is a predicted model, not a curated record. Gene Ontology annotation, cellular component: spliceosomal complex; Prp19 complex. The coding region runs from base 66 to 2327 and encodes 753 amino acids. The transcript is spliced from 6 exons.
GCACCCUUGAUCUUUUACUAUCGCUUUUCGAAGGUUUGACAUUGCGCUCAGCGCGAUCGCACGCCAUGCCUGUCGUCAAAGGAGGUGUCUGGACCAACAUUGAGGAUGAAGUGCUUCGGGCAGCCGUAUCCAAAUAUGGUCUCAACCAGUGGGCUCGAGUCUCCUCACUGCUCGCACGGAAAACGCCAAAGCAAUGCAAGGCGCGCUGGAUUGAAUGGUUGGACCCGGGUAUUCGCAAGGUCGAGUGGUCGCGGGAAGAGGAUGAGAAACUGCUCCACCUUGCAAAGUUGAUGCCCACGCAAUGGCGCACAAUUGCCCCCAUCGUCGGGCGCACUGCCACACAAUGUCUGGAACGCUACCAAAAACUUCUGGAUGAGGCUGAAGCUCGCGAAAAUGACGAGCUCGGUCUGGGAGGACCCGGCGAGGAGAGCGCCGCCCCCAGUGCGGACGAUGUCCGCCGUCUACGACCCGGUGAACUCGAUCCGGACCCUGAGUCCAAGCCCGCCCGUCCCGACACUAUCGAUCUGGAUGAAGAUGAAAAAGAAAUGCUGAGCGAAGCGCGUGCUCGUCUCGCCAAUACACAGGGUAAAAAGGCCAAGCGAAAGGCCCGAGAGCGCCAAUUAGAAGAGUCGCGUCGACUAGCCGUUCUCCAGAAGCGUCGUGAACUCAAACAUGCCGGUAUCAACGUCAAGGUCGUCACGCGGAAGCCCGGUCAGAUGGAUUACAAUGCAGACAUUCCAUUCGAAAAGCCAGCUGCUCCUGGAUUCUACGAUACAAUAGAAGAGAAAGACCAGAAUGAACGCCAACGCGAGGCAUUCGAUCCCCGGAAGCAGCAACUUGCAAAUAAGAGAAAGGCCGCCUCUGCCGCAGCUGCACGAGCAGGUCAAAUGCAGAAGAUUCGUGAGGCCGAACAGAGCAGCAAACGACGGGGUUUGAACUUGCCGGCACCGCAGGUCAGUGAAAGCGAAAUGGAAGAUAUUAUCAAGAUGGGAAUGGCAGGGGAUAGAGCAGCUAGUCGAAUGAGCGCCGAUGAUACAGUCACUCGGGAACUUAUUGGGAAUUACUCAACUAUUGUCGGGGGAACUCCUAUCAGAACCCCGCAAGCUGCGCCGGAGGAGGAUCACAUCGCCAACGAAAUCAGGAACAUUCGAGCUUUGACUGAAACUCAGUCUUCCCUCCUUGGAGGAGAUAACACACCCCUCCAUGAGGGCGGCUCAUCAACUGGUUUUGAUGGAAUUGCUCCUCGUCGGCAGGCGAUUGUCACUCCCAACCCCAUGGCCACGCCAUUCCGCCAGGCGAAUGGCAUGGGUGCAACACCUAUGCAUGGUGGUGUUGGGCCUGGUGCUACGCCAUUGCGCACACCGCCACACCUGAGAGACAUUAAAAUGCACGAGAACCUCACUCGCCAACAGAUGCGCAGCAAGUUGUCCUCGCUUCCUAAGCCCAAGGAAUUCGAAUAUGACUUUGAUAUUCCGGAUGAGUCCGCCGAACCCACCACUAUGGAGAUCAGCGAAGAGGAUGCGGCUGAGCGUGAUCGCCGUAACAACGAGGCCCGGGAGAAGGCCGCCAAGGCUGAAUUCAAGCGUCAAUCACAAGUUUACCAACGAGGUUUGCCUCGUCCCGCCGUUCUCGAUCUAGACGCUUUGUUGCAACGUGCCUCGCAAGUCACCGACACCAUCGAAGGCCUGAUUGCCAACGAAGCCGCCGCCCUGAUUGCACAUGACUCUCGCAAAUUCCCCGUCCCGGACGCGCAGGUUAAGGGUCAAGCACCAAAGUUAAGUCAAUUGGACGACCGGUUCUUGGACGCAGCGCGAGCUUCUAUUGCCGCUGAGAUUGCUUCCACGGAAGCACAGCAGUCGGAAUGGCAAGAGAAAUUCGACGACGGCUGGUCGUCAGCUCGCGCCAAGUCUCUGCCUGGUCUUGAAAAUUACGAGGAUGACGAGCAGGACCCCUUCCAAGAAGAACAACGCAUGAUUGCGGCCUUCGACACUGUUCAAACAUCCCUAUUUGAAACCGCUGAGCGCGGAAACAAGAUCGAGAAGAAGCUCUCUUUGCACUAUGGCGGAUACCAGAACCGUGCUAAGACGUUGCGGUCGAAGAUCGUGGAGGCUGGUGCUGCUUUGCCCGCCGCUAUGAAUGAACUGGACGCUUUCCGUACACUCCAGAUCUCUGAGGAGUCGGCUCUGUCCCGGCGACUUGAGAGACUUCGUGAAGCAGUGUCAUUUGUUAUGCGGCGUGAGCGAGAGGCUCAAGAUUUGUACAAGAGCAGAAAAGAUGAGCUCGAUGAACUUCUUGCUGGAACGGGUACGGUCAAUGGAUGGCACUAG